AUGGUAGCGGACCAAGAACGGGGCGGCCGAAAUACCACUUCCUACCCUGGCGGAUUUCUACACCGACAGUAUCUAAACUGUUUCUGCUCCAUUGCUCAAGGACUCCUCGGCAAAUUUCCAGAGGUGAAUUUACGUUUUAUAUCUAGUCAGUGGGAUAUUAUUGUUGUUAUAGAGACUUGGCUUACAGCUGAUAUUUCAGAUUCCGAAUUGUCUUUAUCAGAGAUGUCUCUACUCAGAAGCGAUCGUCCUACCCGUGGUGGUGGUGUUUUACUCUACUACCGAAACAGUCUUGAUUACGAGCAAAUCUACCCUCCCGUUUCGACACCGGACACUCUGUGGUGCAGGUUGAAGUUGUCCAAACAUGAUGAUUGUUUGAUUGGUGUAGUCUAUCGUCCCCCAUCAUCCUCGGAGACGGCCAAUGAGACGCUUUCACUAACUAUGUCACACAUUCUUACACAAAAAUUCACUCAUGUUCUGCUUAUGGGUGAUUUCAGCUGCCCCUAUCUCAACCAAUCAGCGACCGUCUGUUCAUUUUUCGAACAUCAGUUCAAACGGCUAAUUGACUCGCUUCCACUAUACAACCAUAUGAAGGUGGCCACUAGGUUUGUCAACCUUCAGUUGCCGUCCAUACUGGAUUUAGUGUUGACCAAUGAGGAGCUGAUGGUACAGUCUGUCAAUGUAACUCCCCCCUUGAACGCAGCGAUCAUGCAGUACUUACAUUCAAAUAUGUUUGUUACGCUUCGAUUCAAUGAGGUUCCCCAGGCAACACGCGCAGAUCUAUAG
Molecule: messenger RNA, 783 nt
Organism: Echinostoma caproni
Lineage: Eukaryota; Metazoa; Platyhelminthes; Trematoda; Plagiorchiida; Echinostomatidae
Source: the annotation of a GenBank genome assembly